Messenger RNA from Camelus dromedarius (Arabian camel), 1370 nucleotides. RefSeq names its product C-type lectin domain family 12 member A (gene CLEC12A). The transcript is spliced from 6 exons. Gene Ontology annotation, molecular function: signaling receptor regulator activity. NCBI's taxonomy places the organism in Eukaryota, Metazoa, Chordata, Mammalia, Artiodactyla, Camelidae. The record is from RefSeq and is a predicted model, not a curated record. Bases 105 to 917 code for a protein of 270 amino acids.
AGAAGUUAAAAUCACAACUCCUGUUUAACAUCCAACUCUGUUAGUUUACCCUCAUCUUUUUUUUUUUUUUUCCAGUUUGUCAAGUUUUCUUUGCGUUGCCAUCAAUGUCUGAAGAGGUCACUUAUGCAGAUCUAAAAUUCGAGGACUCCAGUAAGACUGAACAUAUCCAGGAGUUUCACAAAUGUGGGAUAAAAGAGCCUCCUGCUCCUUCCCACAUAUGGCGUCGAAGAGCCUUGGCUCUGAUUCUUCUCUGCCUUCUGCUGCUGAUUGGACUGGGAGUCUUAGGAGGCAUAUUUUAUAUAACUUCGAAGACAGACAUGGGGGAAUUGAAUAAACUACAAGAGUUCAAAGAAGAACUUCAGAGAAAUGUUUCUCUACAACUAAAGCAUAACAUGGAUAGUUUUGAGAAGGUCAGGAACCUCUCGAUCACACUGCAAGAAACAGCCACCAAAUUAUGCCAUGAGCUACAUAGAAAAAACCCAGAGCACAAAUGUAAACCUUGCCCGAAGGAAUGGAUGUGGCAUGACGACAGCUGUUAUUUACGGGUUGAAAGUUAUGAAACAUGGCAGAAGAGUGACGCGAUAUGCUCGAAUCACAAUGCCAGCCUGCUGAGGAUUAAAAACAAAAGUGUACUGGAAUUUAUAAAAUCCAAGAGGUUAUAUGGAUAUUGGCUGGGAUUGUCUCCCAGAAAAGGGAACCCAAACACCAAGCAAUCGGAUACGGCAAUUAUCUCCUCUGACUGGUAUACAAGAAAUACAAAUGGCUUAAAUGAUAAGUUAAAUUGUGGUUACCUACAUUACUCAAAUGUUUAUUACACAUCCUGCACUGAAACACAAAGAAUUAUAUGUGAGAAGUUGGCCAAUUCAGUGAAGAUUGAGAGUGUGCUAACGACUGAAGUGCCAGGUGGAAGGACGUAGUGAGUUGCAAUUAUUUUGCCCAGCUACUAUCCUGAGAUUAAAGGCAACUUUAGGGAGCAUACAUCUUGUGGACCACACAGACGACUGCAGUGAGAUUACAUUUCUGCCUCUCUCACAAUUUAUAUUUUCAAACUUUCUCCUUUCUCCUCAUUUGCUGAGUGAAUAAAAUCUAAACUCCUAACUAAAGUUACACCUUAUUAUCCAGCCCAGAUACUGUUGAGCAUAAAUACAGUGUUUUGGGUGAGAAUACAGAAAACUGAAGCUAAUUUUUCCUGCUUUUCCAGAAAUAAGGUAAAUACCAACCUUACAGAAAAUUGAAGAAAUUAUGCAUCAAUCAUAUUUCUAUAUGUUAGCAGUGAGCAAUGCAAAAUAAAAUUUAUAAAGCAAUAUCAUUGAUAAUGGCAUCCAAAACAAAAUAGUAAUAAAUAUAACAAUAAAAAUGUGGAAAACCUC